AAAGGGCGAGAAAGGUCCGGCUGUUUCUUGGUGGAUUGUUCGACAUCCCAUUCAAUUCAUUUUCGGUCCAAUUUUCAGUCACGUUGCCGUCAAUAUGGGAUCAGCACAGAAGUACGAGCUUCCGUUCAAGCUCAACAACCCCGAGCUCCUCCACAACAAGUCGUGUGUUGGUGGCGAGUGGAAGGAUGCGAAGUCCGGCAAGACAUUCGAAGUCGUUGACCCCGGUACCGGAAAGCCGUGGAUAGAGUGCCCGACUAGCGAUGCAUCGGACGUCGACGCUGCCGUCAAGAAUUCGCACGAAGCUUUUCUCGAGUACAAGAAGAUUAGCCCCCGCCAAAGAGCACAGUUUCUGUACAAGUGGGACCAGUUGAUCCGCGACAACAAGGAAGACAUCGCUACGAUUCUCGUUUACGAGACUGGAAAGCCUCGCUCUGAAGCCUAUGGCGAGAUUGACUACUCAACAGGCUUCACAUGGUGGUUUGCGGGAGAGGCAGAACGCAUCCAGGGCACCAACUUCACGCCUGCGUUGCCAAACCGCCGCAUCUUCACCAUCAAGCAGCCUGCGGGUGUCGCUGCAGCACUCGUUCCCUGGAACUUCCCUAUUGCCAUGAUCUUGCGAAAGGCUGGCGCAGCUCUUGCCGCAGGUUGCACCAUGAUAGUGAAGCCAAGCCCAGAGACGCCCAUCACAGUCCUAGCACUGGCGCAUCUUGCGCUGAAAGCUGGUUUCCCUCCUGGUGCGCUGAACGUACUGACCACAGACCUUGACAAGACACCCGAACUCAGUGAGGCCCUCUGCCGUCAUCCCCUCAUUGCCAAGGUUACAUUCACCGGAUCGACCAGAGUUGGAAAGCUGGUUGCAAAGAUCUGCGCAGACAACCUGAAGAAGGUGACUCUGGAGCUCGGAGGCAACUGUCCCGUCUUGAUCUUCGACGAUGCGAACAUCGAGCAAGCUCUGUCGCAGAUCUUUGCCCUCAAGUACCGCCAUGCAGGCCAGGCCUGUAUAACAGCAAAUCGAAUCUACGUUCAGUCUGGCAUCUUCGACAAGUUCCUCGAGAGGUGGAAUGCCGAGACAGACAAGAUCGUCGUCGGCCACGGCUCAGAUGAGAAGACGACCAUGGGUCCAGUAACCACUCCUCGCGGCGCGCAGAAGGCGCUCGAGCUCGUAGAGGAUGCGAAGAAGAAGGGGGCAAAGAUUCACAAAGGUGGCAACAAGAUCGAUGGGAAGGGCGGCUACUUCUUCGAGCCUACCGUCAUCACCGGCAUUACCCCCGACAUGGACAUUGCAAACGAGGAGAUUUUCUCGCCCAUCUGCACAUUCAUCAAGUUCGAGACAGAAGAAGAGGUGGUCAAGAAGGCGAACGACACUUCAAUGGGCCUGGCAUCAUACCUCUUUACCAAGAACGUAGACCGCUUGUGGAGGCUAUUCGAGAGCCUCGAGGCGGGCAUGAUCGGGUUAAACACUGGCAACUCAUCGGCCGCCGAGUCACCGUUUGGUGGCAUCAAACAGAGUGGAUACGGCAAGGAAUCUGGAAAGGACGUGGCUGUGAACGAGUACCUGAUAACGAAGACUGGUACUUUUACUCUAGAGGAGAACGCAUGAGCGUUCGUAAGGACGGCUGAUAGGUCGUUUGAAACGGAUAAUUAACAAACGAUAAACAUAUGGUCACUCAACUUCAGCAAUCGGAGAUUUUGUGUCAUUCGCCGUUACCCGUUUGA
This is a messenger RNA of Boeremia exigua, 1716 nucleotides long. Its product is annotated as Aldehyde/histidinol dehydrogenase. The transcript is spliced from 4 exons. Bases 95 to 1600 code for a protein of 501 amino acids. Lineage: Eukaryota; Fungi; Ascomycota; Dothideomycetes; Pleosporales; Didymellaceae. Gene Ontology annotation, molecular function: succinate-semialdehyde dehydrogenase (NAD+) activity. The record is from RefSeq and is a predicted model, not a curated record.